Aphanomyces invadans is the source of this 785-nucleotide messenger RNA. RefSeq lists its product as hypothetical. The coding region runs from base 30 to 710 and encodes 226 amino acids. The record is from RefSeq and is a predicted model, not a curated record. NCBI's taxonomy places the organism in Eukaryota, Oomycota, Saprolegniomycetes, Saprolegniales, Verrucalvaceae. Gene Ontology annotation, cellular component: Golgi apparatus; endosome. The transcript has 6 exons. Gene Ontology annotation, molecular function: GTPase activity; GTP binding.
UGCGGAUCCUGCGAAACGACACAGUGGGCAUGGCGGAAGCAAAGGACGGCAGCGACAACGAGCUCGAGCAGCUUCAGUUCAAGGUGAUCAUCUUGGGUGAUGGGGCUGUUGGGAAGACUUCCAUUGCGAUGCGUCACACGGAGGAUUCGUUCUCAAACGUGUACAAGCAAACGAUUGGACUCGACUUCUAUCUCAAGCGCCUGUCGCUUCCAGGCGACGUCCAAGUGGCGCUGCAAAUAUGGGACAUUGGCGGGCAAUCGAUUGGGGGCAAGAUGCUCAAAAACUACAUCUUUGGCGCUCAUGCCGUGCUCCUUGUAUACGACAUUACAAACUACGAAAGCUUUCAGAACUUAGAGGACUGGCUUCGACUGGUCCAGCGCACGUUUGGCGAGUCCAAGUUGCCUUACAUUGGCUUGUGUGGGAACAAAUCCGACUUGAACCAUCUCCGCACGGUGAAGGCCGCGAAGCACAAACAGUUCGCCGACGAGAACGACAUGAAGAGCUACUUGCUGUCGGCCAAGACUGGCGAUCAAGUGAACUCGACGUUCUUUCAACUUGCAGCCGACUUGGCCGGCGUGAUCGUGACCCGCCCCGAGGUCGAGGUCACGUCGCCCGCUGUUAAAGCCACGAUUAUCAACCACGAGCAGAACGACCCAGACGUGAAGGCUCCAGACAUGCGCAAGCAGUCGAAAGGGUGUUUGAUUCAGUGAGGGUCGUAUCGUGAGCAACUCUUAACACGGGGAGAAGAGAUGAUUGCGCUACGGCUACAUCAUUGUGUUACUCAA